Messenger RNA from Saccharomyces mikatae IFO 1815, 1866 nucleotides. It is a transcript of the gene ARG2, whose product is annotated as acetyl-CoA:L-glutamate N-acetyltransferase. Gene Ontology annotation, biological process: L-arginine biosynthetic process. Gene Ontology annotation, molecular function: L-glutamate N-acetyltransferase activity, acting on acetyl-CoA as donor; arginine binding. Bases 1 to 1866 code for a protein of 621 amino acids. Gene Ontology annotation, cellular component: mitochondrial matrix. The transcript has a single exon. NCBI's taxonomy places the organism in Eukaryota, Fungi, Ascomycota, Saccharomycetes, Saccharomycetales, Saccharomycetaceae. The record is from RefSeq and is a predicted model, not a curated record.
AUGGAAAUAUCUCAAGAAAUUUCAUACAAGAAAAAUAGCUUUAGUCAUCACUGCUCUUCGAGUAGAGUCAUAAAGAGAAGUUUCGACAAAAUUGUAAAAGUACACAAAUUCAAGGAUAGGGUUGUCAAUCGAAAGGAUCUCUCGAAUACUUUUGUCAUGUGGAAGAACAUAUUUACGCAAGGAUUCAAGUAUAAUCAACCCAAUGCAUCUUCAAAAAACUUGAUCCUGUCCGUUCUAAAUACGACAGCUACCAAAAGAGAGGCUAAAGAUUAUCUCUCAAAAUACACCAAGGGGAAUGGUCAGCAUAAUUACUGCUUGUUUUUCAUUAGGGACUUGCAUGAAGUGGGGCCUGCGAUUUUGUCUCAGUUUUCAAGUGUCGUAAAGAGACUAGGAAUGCUAGGUUUACGGCCCAUGUUUGUAAUUCCACCAUCACUAUCUCAUGUAAAUAUACAGGCUGAGUUACUUGAUAAUAUUGUUACAGGUGCUGGUUUGAGACCGCUCCAUCUUAAGGAAGGUCUAACUAAAUCUCGUACUGGGUUAUAUCAUUCCACUUUCUCACAACAGAGCCGGUUCUUCGAUAUGGCAAACUCAAAUUUUAUACCAAUUAUCAAACCUUACGUGUAUAAUGAAGAGACUGCGUCGGAAUUUAUGACAAAAGAUGUCGUGAAGUUCAUGAAUUACCUAUGUCAGGGUGAUAUUCCGCACAUUGAUAAAUUCUUUAUUCUAAAUAAAACCGGCGGUAUACCCUCAGGGGAAAGAAAUGAUAACGCUCAUGUAUUCAUAAAUCUUUCUCAAGAACUCAAGCACUUGUAUUCGUCGCUGUCUUAUAAUAUUAGCACCCUGAGUAAACGAGAACCACGCUCACAAAACUUGUUAGACAGGAUGGAAGUGCUUGUUAAAAAAGACGAAAUAUCUUCUCUAGAAUAUGAGUAUCAUGAUCAUCUAGAAGACCUAUUACUGAUGGAUACAGUUUUAUCAAAUCUAGCGCCUACAGCAACAGGAUUAAUCACAACCACCAAUGCCGCUGCAUUAUCUUCAGACAGGAAAAAUCCGUUAGUAUAUAAUCUACUAACAGACCGGUCAUUAAUUUCUUCUUCUCUACCGAGGUUUAAAAAAUAUGGGAACGAGAUGGAAUCAUCAAAUAAUUCCUUCGAUGAUCAUACAUGGUAUGAGCUGCCACCCCAACCUGGAAACGGAACUGCUUCCCAUUCAGAUGCUGUCUUAGUAACAACUGUCCUUAAAAAAGGUGUACAUAUAAAAACUUAUGAUUAUAAGACUUUGACUCAAUUCAACUCAGUUGGCCUUCCAAAGGAGUUUUACGUGCCAGAAGCGGAGACAAAACCCUCUGCCAAUAUCCCAAAGUUGGAUAUCAAUAAAUUCAAAUCUAUCAUUGACCAAAGCUUCAAAAGAUCUCUAGAUUUGCAUGACUAUUUAAAUAGGAUUAAUGGACGAAUAGCUACAAUCAUUGUCAUAGGUGAUUAUGAAGGUAUUGCGAUUUUAACGUACGAAGGCUCUGAAAAUAACCCAUUUGUUUAUCUGGACAAGUUUGCUGUUCUCCCACAUUUGAAAGGCUCUUUGGGUAUUUCUGAUAUAAUCUUCAAUUUGAUGUUUAAAAAGUUUCCCAAUGAGAUUCUUUGGAGAAGCAGGAAAGACAAUGUUGUGAAUAAGUGGUACUUCCAACGUAGUGUUGCUGUACUAGAUUUGUCGGUUGACUUGGAUCCUGAACACAAUGAUAAACAGCAAAGCCAAUUUAAGUUAUUCUAUUACGGCAACCCCCAAUACGCUAAGAAGGCUCUACGCGAUAAGACACGUUUAAGAGAAGUCAUGAAAUCUGUCAGAGACAUUAAGCCGAGUUGGCAUAAAUAA